UGUCUGCGCCCAUUAAACAUGUGAGAGUUUAUUUUUCCAAUGUGAAUUAAACUGCGUGACAUAUAAAAACACAUUUGAAAUUGCAAGUAACAGUGUUCAAUUUAUAUUUAAGUAUCUAGUAGAAUGUCAGGAAAGAAAAGAGCUGUGUUUAAAAGUGACCUUGAUUUUUGUCCAGAAUGUGGAACAGUGUUACCUUUACCAGGGCUACAAGACUUGGUUUCAUGUAAAAAAUGUCAAUAUGAAAUAAGAGUAGAAGAAUUUGAUGGAAUUGAGAUAAAUUCAACAAUAAUAUUUAAUGAAGCAGACAUUAAAGAGGCAGCAUCUGAGAUCAAGGCAGAAAAAGAACUGAAAGGACCCAUGGCAGACAAGAAGUGUACACAGUGUGGUAAUGAUGGUAUGGUUUAUACUACCAUGCAAACAAGAUCUGCAGAUGAAGGACAGACUGUGUUUUAUACAUGUCCUAAAUGCUCCCACCAGGAGAUAGAAUAUUCUUAAAGGUCAGAGUACCAAGCUGCAGAUAUAAACCUACUCUUACGUGGAAAGAUUUUUUCCCCAGUGGAACUUUUCCUUUAGAAGGCACAUGCUGUACCAACAUUUUGACCAACAAGACUGGGCAUCUUCAAGGAUUAAAUAUUUACAUUGUUAUUUUAUUAUUUGUAUAAAAAAAUAUUUAUUAAGACCAAAUAUUGGAUUUGUUAUAAUGUUUAAAUAAGAUAUAGACAUUGUGUACACAUGUCCUGGUGUCUCUGCUCUAGUGGAUAAACAUGUUGGCCUAAUAAAACUUAACCACAAUGAGGAUAUUUUCUGAAGUUAAUACUAGGAGGGUUUUUUAGACAACCACACAAAAUUCCCUUCAAUCCCUGCUGAUUACUCUACCUGAACAUGGACCUCAGUGGCUGAGUGGUCUAAGUAGUCAAACUACUUAUCAUUAUACUGUCAGCACUUGAGGCUGUGGGUUCAACCCAAUCUAAAUUGACUAGGAAAGUCAGUUUUUCUGUUAAGGGUCAUGGUUCUCUCUCCGGGCACUUUGAUCCUCCACCAAGAAAAACUUAAUGCCACAAAAUAACUUAUAGUGCUGAAAGUGUUAAUAAACAUCAGUCUACCUGAACCUAAAGUAAGAAGAUGCUGUUUCACAUAUUUUAUUUUGAAUUGAACUUGUAAAGUUUGAUAAAUACAUGCAGUUUAUGGAAACAUUAAAAGUUAGAAAUG
Molecule: messenger RNA, 1209 nt
Organism: Mytilus trossulus (common blue mussel)
Lineage: Eukaryota; Metazoa; Mollusca; Bivalvia; Mytilida; Mytilidae
Product: DNA-directed RNA polymerase I subunit RPA12-like
Exons: 5
Coding region: 124-495 (123 amino acids)
Biological process (GO): DNA-templated transcription; termination of RNA polymerase I transcription
Cellular component (GO): RNA polymerase I complex
Molecular function (GO): nucleic acid binding; zinc ion binding
Source: RefSeq, a predicted model, not a curated record